UGUCGUCUGCCAAAUGAUCAUGUUUACUAGACGCUUUUUGAAAGAAGAGUGGCAAGGAACAAGAUAAGGAAAAAAAAUCACCCAGCUUCACUUCUUAAAUUUAAGUCACAAAAGGUUCAGCAGAUAUUAGGAUAAUAUUGGGAAGAAGUACAAUGGAAAACCAAGGAUUUGAAAGUGAUAUUUCUACAGGAGCGGAAAAUGAAAGAUGCGAAAAAGGCGUCCGUGAAACAACAGAAAAUGAAGAAAGUGACAUCCAAACAGCAGACGAGAAAGGAGAAAUAGAAAGCGACAUUUCUUCCGCAAUACAAAAUGAAAGAAAUGGAAAAGCCAUUCCUAAAACAAUAGAGGAUGGGGUGUAUGAAAUCGACAUUCCAAAUAGAGACGAGAAACAAGGAUUAGAUAGUGACGCUCAUUCAGUAGCAGAAAAUAAAACAUAUGAAAAAGAUAUUGCUAGAUCAUUAGAGAAUGGAGAAUUAAAAAGUGGCAUUUCUUCCGCAGCAGAAAAUGAAGGAUAUAUAAAAGAUAAACAGAAACUAUUAGAGAAUGGAAGAUACGAAAGUGCCAAUCCGCAAGCAGUGCAGAACGAGGGAUUUGAAGUUGACGAUACUUUUAUGGAUAAAAUUGACAAAAUUAAUAGGGACCUUCCUGUUGCAAAUGGAUUGAUAUUAGAUACACAUGAUAAGCGACUUAGUGAGAAAGACGAAGAGAAUGCGGAAAAGGAAAAAGAAUGCAAGGCGGCCAAUGGCACAGCAGUAAAUCCAAUGGCAAAAACAGAAGUGAGUCCUGCUAAACUCGAAACAGGACAAGCUGAGGAUGAGGUUAACAACUUGCUGGUGAAGCCGGAAGCCAACGGUCAUCCAAAGGUUCUGGUAGAACGUACAUUAUUCUCACAGAAACAUUUUGAUGAGAAUUUUGAGGCAGGAAGUCGGCCAUCACCGACAGUAAAACAGGUUAUUCGUAAAAAACUGUCAAAAUGCAAGUGCUCCGGUGUGUGCCUCAAGAGAUUUAUUUACUCGCUGUUCCCAUUUAUAAACAUCAUGAAGAACUACAAUAUCAGGGAGGAUAUAACCGGCGACAUUGUGUCAGGACUGACAGUCGGAAUUAUGCAUAUACCUCAAGGUAUGGCCUAUGGUAUGUUGACGACACUGCCUCCAGUCUAUGGCUUGUACAUGUCGUUCUUCCCUGUGCUUCUCUACUUCUUCUUUGGAUCCAGCAAACAUGUCUCUAUGGGUACAUUUGCUGUUGCAUGUUUGAUGAUUGGGUCUGCUGUUUCCAAGGGUAUGGACAGUCUGCCUGGAAUUAUAACAACAACGGGACUGGUUUCUUCUGUGUCAGAAAACCAGACAUUAACAGUGAACCAGACUGCUAGGAAUUUUACAGAGAACCAGACUGAAACAACAACAACAAAAAUGUCUGCAGCAGACGACAUAUCUGGAAUGUCACCAGAGGAACUUGAUCUCAGACUGCAGUUUGCUAUGUCAGUAACAUUCAUGGUAGGAGCUAUUCAGCUUAUAAUGGGUCUGUUCCGGCUAGGAUUCAUCACAGUGUACUUGUCGGAUCCACUAAUCAGUGGUUUUACAACUGGGGCAGCAUGUCAUGUCUUCACCAGUCAGAUAAAACAUGUGUUUGGUGUUCAAACAGCCAGAUACAGUGGUGUAUUUAAACUUGUCUAUACGUAUCGUGACUUCUUCACGAAUAUAGAAUCUACAAAUAUAGUAACGUUACUGCUGUCUGUCGUUUGUGUAGCUGUGUUGUAUUGUACAUCAAGAUUUAUCAACCAGAAUCCAAAACUGAAACCUAAAAUGUUUAUGCCUGUACCUAUUGAAUUAAUUGUGGUAGUGCUAGGAACAGUGAUCUCCUAUGCACUUAACUUAGAAAAUACACAUGAUGUUGUUGUAGUCUCCGAUAUUCCUACAGGGUUACCAGUACCAAAUACAAAAUGCUUUACUCGUAUUUCUUCGGUAAUCUCAGAUGCUAUAGCAUUAGCUAUUGUGAUAUUUGCAAUCUCUAUCUCCAUGGGCAAACUGCUGGCAAAGAAACAUGACUAUGAGGUGGAUGCCAAUCAGGAACUGAUGGCAUAUGGAAUAUCAACAGUGGUUUCUUCCUUCCUGUCGUCUGCUGCACCUUCUGCUUCUCUCUCUAGAAGUUUGGUACAGGAAAGAGUUGGAGGCAGAACUCAGGUUGCUGGUUUGGUUUCCUGUUGUCUGCUACUAGUUGUGUUGUUGGCCAUAGGACCUUACUUCAGAACAUUGCCUAAUAGUGUGUUAGCUUCAAUCAUCAUAGUUGCUCUCAGAGGGAUGUUUCUGCAAGUCCUUGACCUUAAAAAACUUUGGCGUGUUUCCAAGAUAGAUUUUUUUGUGUGGAUUGUGGCAUUUGUAUGUACAGUGCUGCUGGAUGUUGACCUUGGCCUUGGUGCUGCUGUCGUCUUCAACCUUCUUACUGUAGUCUGCCGAAGUCAAAGGCCGUAUGCAUGUUUGGUAGGACAGAUGCCAGGUACAGAUUUAUACAGGGAUAUGAAUGUAUACCAGGAGGCAAGGGAAGUACCAGGAGUUAAGAUAUUCAGGUUUGAGCAUUCCUUAUUCUUUGUGAACACUGAACACUUUAGAACACUUCUCUACAAGAACACAAUUAACCCAAGAACACUCAGAAUUGCUCAGAAGAAGAGAGAAGCAAAAAUGGAGAAAAUGAAGAAAAAGGAUCUGGUUAUUGUUGGAGAAGAGGUACCAGAUGUUACAAUACCAGCUGAUGCAUUUGACAUGGAGAUAGAUAGUUCUGGAUCAGUGAAGAUCCCCAUUGAAAUGAAACCUAAAGCUCCAUUAGAUGUGGACUUUCAUACUAUCAUUUUUGACUGUUCUCCGUGGAGUUUUGUGGAUUCUAUGGGUGUUAAAGUUCUUUCUUCAGUGAUUGGAGAAUAUAAAGCAGUUGGAGUUAAAGUUAUAUUGGCAAACUGCAAAGCUGGAAUAAGAGAGAUGUUCCAGAAAACAAAGUUUUACGACACCUUGGACCAUUCCAAUAUAUAUGUUUCCCUACAUGAUGCCGUGAUACAAGCCCUACACCUUGAAACUCCUCCUCUCUCAAUACAGGCUGAUACAUCAGAACAUGGCGCAAGUAUGGCAGACAAGGACGACUCAGUCGAGGACUACAAUCUCGAUUUUAUUGAUGAUGAGUCGGUUAAAGGGAAAAGGAAGCAGGGAUCUAAAAGCAGCUCAACCAAAGCAUGAUAAACUAUAUUAUAUAUCAGUAAUGUACAUGACAAUACAAGUGAUUCAGGAGGAAUGUGUAGAAUUUUGCACUAGAUGUACAAUAGAAUUAAAAGUCUUUAGAACAGCACAGCAUCUGGUUGCUAAGGAAACCUUGUUGGUGAGGUAACUUUGUGGCUGUGGAGAUCUGGUUGUUAAGGAGAAUAUGUGUCAAAAACAAAACUAUUCCAAAAUGUUGUGGACAUUUAUGAUUUAUAAGUUUUAAAGCAAUAAUGUGGAGAAAACAAGCUAUAUAUCUCAAUACUUUAUUGUCUGUGAAAUAUGUAGAUACGGAAUAAUUUGUGGUGAAGUUUCCAGAAUUGUUGUUGCAUGUUCACUGUAAUGGCACUGCAACCAAUAUAUUUAUAUAUAUAUAUGUAAGUGAAAGAUCUCAAAAUAUUUAUAGUCAUCAGUACUUUUUUAAACUGUGAAAUUAUCAAAUUUCUCUUGCAUAAAAUUUUGUGAUUUGACUAAGAGACAUGAAUUGGCGGAGUUUAAAUUUUAAGAUCAAAUUAAUGGAAAAUUUGCUCUUUCAUCAGAUUUUAGUUUUGUGGAUUAACAUAACCAUGAACCUCACGAAAAUUAUUCCCCUUCAAAUAUCAAUAAUUUGACAGUAUUUGCAUUAACCAGAAUGUUGACACAUGUAACCAUGUAUAUCAAACAGUGCAGGUGAAAAUUAAAUCAAAGUAAUGUGAGAUUGUAUGACUGGAGAAUUUAAUCAGGGAUAUAUGUUGAUUGUGUGUUGUUUUUACUAUCUGUGGCUGUAUUGCCUGUGUUACUGACUUGAUUCGGCAGAACUUACCUCUAAUGUUUGUGGUAAAUAAGUAUUUUUGUAGGUUUGUCACUUUGAAUGGAGACUAGAUAUUGCCUGUUGUAAAGUACUGGUCAGAAGUAACAAUUUCAGCAGAAGAAACAAACUGUACUGUAAAACCGGAAAUGUUCGCGAGGGUUUAAUUUUCGCUAUAUUGACGAGGCCUUUUAUCUCGCCAAAAUUAAUCCUCACCUAAAUAUUCACCAUUAGUAUAAUUCAAAUUCAAGUAGGAUACCAUUUUUACAAUUUGGCGAAUAUUAAACCUCAAGAACAUACUCAAAAUUUCAAACUCGCGAAUUUUUUACCCAGCGAAAAUAUGUGAUUUUACAGUAUUUAACUUGAGAGUCAAAAUGAGUGGAAUCGCAUCAUUAAUUGAAUAUGUUGCUCAGUAAAGUCAUUAGAAUUGGAUGAUACACAUGGGAUGUACAGUGUAGUCUGAAUUAAUCAUUUGGCAGUAGAUUGAUACAUUUAUUUUCCUGCUUUUAGUCAUUCCCUGUAGUGCCUGAUCUUGUUUUUACUUCAUGUAUGUAAACUAUAUUCAUAAGGUACAUUCAUAUGGUGCAAAGUCAUUAUAUUAUUUAUUGUGUAUGUUAAAUGUUCAGCUGAGUCAUAGGUCAUCAGAGGAUUUCUUUAUUUUCCUUUUUGAAUGAUUUCUCAUAUUUCUGAACUUGAAGACCUAUUUUUUUUCUAAAAUUCAGUUCCUUUUGUUCUAUAUUUUUGGUUGUUAAAGGUUAUCUUCAUUAGAGAAUGGCAAAUCUUCUUUUUGCUAUGUUCUCUUUGUUUGCCCCACAAAGUAAAUGAAGUUUUUUAUUUAAUACAAGAUAACUUUAACAAUUAUUUUACCUUUCAAUCUAAAAUUUUACUUUUUUUUAAUAACAUCAGCCCAGUCUGGUCAAUUUAUACCCCUUUUAGGGAAGUCUGGACUUUUUUAAAAAGACCAUUAAAAUGAUUGUAUUUUUGGUGAAUAGAUACAUUUUUUGAAAAGUUUCCUAUAUUUUUAAUAAAAAUCGUUAAGGAGGACCUCUGUGACCAAGAGGUUAAGGUUGCUGGCUUGAAUCAGUUGUCCAUCAUUGCUGGGAGUUUGCAACCUUGGUUGAUGUGUGGAACUCUUUCAUGUUGCGAAGCUUUUCAUAGACCUUACCGAAGGUUGUUGUUUCUGCCCAUGUGCCUGCCCAUGCCAUAAAAUAGUGCCAGAAGGGGCACCUGGGGUCUUCAUCCACCAUCAAAACCUUGAAAGUAGCUAUAUGACCCAAAACAAUUUUCAGUGUGAAGUUAAACCCAACAAACCCUAUGACUUUAAUAAAAAUUCCUAUAUUUCUACCUGUAUUUUUGGAAGAAGUGGUUGAUGACCAGAAAAUAGGAUUGUUUUAGUGUAUUUUACUAUCUGAUUUUUAUUUUCGUUGAAGUACUAGCAUUUUGAGCAUGUUUGAUAGUCAAAUACUGUUUUUAAUUGUUUUAAUGUGAAAAUGGUAAAAAGAAUCAACAAAAUGUCUUUUUUUUCUACAGCCCAUUUAAAUGAGGAUGAAAUAUUUGAUAAUCAAAAAUUGAUUUGAGAUGAAGUUUGGAAAUUCUUGUGAAACUGAUAAUGCUAAAUACUCUGUUUUUUAUUUACAGAAAAUAUUAGAGGUACAGAUUGAGCUUUGUUCUGACUUUAAACAAUGGUUGUCUUGCCCUUAAAAACCCUCUGCAGAUAAUGCUGUAAUUCAGUUAAAGAUUGUUAAAAAUAAUUACAUACAAUACCAUACUAUAUCUUACAUUUCAAACCCGCCCGCUUAGCUCAGUAGGGAGAGUGUCGGUCUACGGAUCGCGGGGUCGCGAGUUCGAUCCUCGGGUGGGGCGAAUGUUCUCUGUGACUAUUUGAUAAACGACAUUGUGUCUGAAAUCAUUAGUCCUCCACCUCUGAUUCAUGUGGGGAAGUUGACAGUUACUUGCGGAGAACACUCAACAGGUUUGUACUGGUACAGAAUCCAGGAACACUGGUUAGGUUAACUGUCCGCCGUUACAUGACUGAAAUACUGUUGAAAAACGGCGUUAAACUCAAAACAAACAAAACUUACACAUUUCAUUUCCCUUCAAGCAUCUAUCACAAUAUAUGUUUGAUUUCCAUUUAUGCUUUCAAGUUUUAUUUUACAUUUUAUUUUAUAGACGUAAACAUCAUGUUCACCAGUUUUAGAAUCUGUGGUAGUCUUUAAGUUACUUUUUAGCUUGACUUUUUGAAGAAAAUGUAGAGCUAUUGCACUCGCCCCAGCGUUGGCAUCAGCGUUGCUGUCGCCGUUGGUUAAAAUUUUUGAUCGAGUCAAAUAUCUCUGUUACUAUCAGAACUAUUGACUUGAAACUUAAAAAAGUUAUCCACUAUCACAGUCUACACCAGAAGAAACAAUCCCCGUAACUCUGAUUGAAUUUUGACAGAUUUAUGCCCCUUUUUAACUUUGAAUUUUUUUGUUAAAGUUUUGAUAGAGUCAGAUAUCUCCGUUUCUAUCAAAGCUUUUGACUUGAAACUUAACAUAUUUAUUUUCUAUCAAAGUCUACACAAGGAGAAACAACCCCCAUAACACUGAUACCCCUAUAACACUGAUAUGAAUGUUGACAGAGUUGUGCCCCUUUUUAACUUAGAAUUUUUUGGUUAAAGUUUUAUGUAACGUCCAAUAUCUCUGUUAUUAUCAAAGCUAUUGACUUGAAACUUAAAGUAGUUAUUUACUAUACACCAUAUUUAUUCCCAUAACUCUGAUUAGAAUUUUGACAGAUUGAUGCCUUUUACUGGCAAAGCUCUAAUUCAGAGUCAGGAACUGAGAGUGUGCUGUCCUACAGACAGCUCUUGUUUACAAAAGAAAGCUUCUGUUAUUGUAUAUCUGUAAAUAAGUUUUAUUCAGUAAAAAAACUUGAAAAUUGACAGAUUCAGUUUUAAACAAAAAAUGUGUACAGUUCAAAAGUAAUACCGGUAUUUUUGCUGGUAUUGUUGUCUUGAUUUUUCAGAACAAAAAGAAAUUUAAGCCUUUUAUUUGAUCUCACUUGGUUUAAGUGCCAUAUAGAUGAUAUUUUAGUUAAUUUUAUAGAUUGUAAACAAAUAAUUUUCUGAACAGUGGUUUUCCAGUGAUAAGGAUGAGAAAGAAGGGGGAGAUGUUAAUCUGAAACCACACUGAGGUCAUAACUGUAUCUCUUUGUAUGAUGCCAAGAUCCUAUGUUUUAAAACUGAGUUUGAAAACCAGUCUCAGUACUCGAGCAUUUGAUUGGUUGUUUUUGAGCAUAGAUUUCAAAUUGACCAAUGGCAAGGCUUCUGUCAGAGACUGGUACUCUCAAAAGUCAGUUAUGUAACAUUGGGACCAGUACUGUUUUUUUUUCUGAGGAAGAAGGCUCAAAGUGAUUAAAACAAGUGUUAAGUUUUCUUCUCGAUCAAGGUAAAAUAAAUUGCAGUACAUUGUACUAACAGUUAGCAGCUAGUCGAUCCCUUGCUUGACCCAUAUAUAUAUAUAUAUAUAUAUAUAUGAACCUACAUUGUGCAUAAACAGGAAAAACUGUCUUUAAAAUACAUAUUUUACUAACUAGUAUGCAAAAUUUACUUUUUUGUUUUCUUUAUGUAUGCAAAUAUUACCAAAGUUUUUAAUAAAAAAUUCUCAUUCAAAAUGUAGAAAAAAAUCUUAUCGAUACGUUUUGAAUGUGUUUUACAAACAGGCCAAAUCAAAUUACCAAAAGGGAUAAAAAGAUGAAAAUUGUCACACAUUUUUUUUUUGUACAUUGUAGUUGUAUUUAAUGUUUUGUUGUAAAUAGUCGUCAAGACAUGCACUAUAGAUCAAAGCUCUAUCAUACAGACACAGAAGAUAUGUACAUUUUGUAUCAGUUUUGGACAUGUUUAUUGUUACAGAUAUAUAAAGUGUUUUUAUACCUG
Molecule: messenger RNA, 7933 nt
Organism: Mercenaria mercenaria
Lineage: Eukaryota; Metazoa; Mollusca; Bivalvia; Venerida; Veneridae
Product: prestin-like
Exons: 20
Coding region: 153-3221 (1022 amino acids)
Biological process (GO): transmembrane transport
Cellular component (GO): membrane
Molecular function (GO): sulfate transmembrane transporter activity; bicarbonate transmembrane transporter activity; chloride transmembrane transporter activity
Source: RefSeq, a predicted model, not a curated record